Molecule: messenger RNA, 416 nt
Organism: Paramecium primaurelia
Lineage: Eukaryota; Ciliophora; Oligohymenophorea; Peniculida; Parameciidae
Source: the annotation of a GenBank genome assembly
AUACCAAAUACAAAAUAAGAGUUGAAUCUAGAGUUAUUACCAAGACGUAUAUUAUGGAUAAUUUAUGGAAGUAGAAUUAAGCCAGUUAUACAAAUAAACCAAUUAUAAGUGGAAAGGAAGUACAUCAAUACAAAAUAAAUGAUGAGACUGAAAUCUAAUUUAAUUUGGUGUUGUUUACAAAAUUAAACAAAGAAGUAAGUGAUUGCUCUUCUCAUUCUUUAUUAAUCAAAUAGAUCUUCUAAAUGUCGACUUCUCCAAACUAUCCAAAUUAAUUUCAUGUCACAAGUUGUUGCCAAUAAGAAGUAAAAGAAAGCAGGUAAAAUGAAAUAUUAAAAGUAUUGCUAGAAUUGAUCAUAUAUUUUACAUAAUUAAUUAAUGCUUUAUAGAGAUUUUGUAGACAUAUGUAUGAAUCUUGA